UUUAUAAAUACAUAUUUUUCAAAAGUGAAACAUAUUAUGUUAUUUUAAUUUAAAGCGAUUUUAAAUUUAUUAUAAUUUUUAUAAGAAAAGCCCAAAAUCAAAAACUUUCCAUUCCCUCCAAAUCAGUCACCGUUCACUCUCUUUUACUUUGAUUUUUAUUUCCGCUGUCUCAUUUCAUUUUCUCCUUCUUCAGCCCAGAAAAUUGAUCUCAAGCCAAUGCGAAUGGUGUUUAAGUUAAAGCCCCUGCUUUUGUCUCCUUUCUCUAAAUCCAAACCUUCGCCUCCUUUACGCAUCGCCGACGUGCUUUUACUUCAAGAUCACGAAGAAGACAGCCUCCUUCUCAUGGACGGUUCGCGCCGUAUCGCUGCUCGCUUGCUCUCUGCUCUUAAGCGUGGGAAGGUGGCGAAGCGGGUUAUUGGUGACGAAAGUAAGGAAGAUGACGUUGCGCCGCCUGAUCACGAAACCGAUGCUCCUGAUUUCUCAUCCGCAGAAAUAUGUGGGAAGGAAUCAAACUUUAACGUAGGAGUAGGGUGUUGUUUGCUCCAUCUUAUUGCUGAGAGUAAAAAUGAACUUCAAAAGAUGAAGGAAUUGAAGAUCCAAAUGGAGCAUGUUCUUCAAAAUGUUAAAGAGGGACUGCUAAAUACAGACAUACUAGUUUGUAAGAAUCUUGAAUCAAACGAUGGGGAUGGGGUCGACGAAAGUUUGGGUUUUAACAGCAACCUUACAUCAAAUAAAGUAUUGUUUGAUCAGUCGUCGAAUUGUGAUGAUGCACCAAAAGACGCUUGUUUAGAAGGAAUGGAUAGACUUGAAGCAGAACUUGAAGUUGAGUUAGAACGUUUACUUCUCCAUUUGGAUUCAGGAAAAUCCUCCACAAUCCCACCUGAGAAAACCAUCGAGGAGAACACUGUUAACACCACUUCAGUGAGAAGCUACAGUAUUAGUAAUGCUGAAGUAAUCGACCCUACAAUUGAGGCAGAGGAAGAAGACCGUCCGGACUCACAUGGCGGGGUUCCUCCAUGUGAACUGGAGAGGAAAUUGCAUGAAUUGCUGGAAACAAGGCAGGAACAACAGAUAAGAGAGCUAGAAGCUGCUUUGGAAACCGCAAGGCAAGAGCUCCGUGAAAAGGAACGAGAGAUUUCUUGGUGGAAAGAAACCGCACAUCUUAUGUUAAAGCAUGUUAAACAACCUUCAGGACUUAAUUUCCAGUACGUUCGACAUGCUCACCAACAGAAGUGAGAAAAAAAGAAUUGUAAUGCAGCUGAUCCCCAUCAUGUAUUACGUGUAAUUGGUGGGUUUUAAAUAUGAGUUGCUUCUCAAUAUUUAGAUGAUUGGUUUGAAAAUGUAAUAACAAGUGAGAAAUGAAUACACGGAUUCAAGGGAAAUAUAUAUAGCUCGUCAAUGGAUCGCUUAUCAUAUAAAA
Gossypium raimondii (Peruvian cotton) is the source of this 1420-nucleotide messenger RNA. Its product is annotated as protein POLAR LOCALIZATION DURING ASYMMETRIC DIVISION AND REDISTRIBUTION. Lineage: Eukaryota; Viridiplantae; Streptophyta; Magnoliopsida; Malvales; Malvaceae. Bases 217 to 1236 code for a protein of 339 amino acids. Gene Ontology annotation, biological process: asymmetric cell division. The record is from RefSeq and is a predicted model, not a curated record. The transcript is spliced from 3 exons.